Penicillium canariense is the source of this 819-nucleotide messenger RNA. RefSeq names its product alpha/beta hydrolase. The transcript is spliced from 2 exons. The record is from RefSeq and is a predicted model, not a curated record. NCBI's taxonomy places the organism in Eukaryota, Fungi, Ascomycota, Eurotiomycetes, Eurotiales, Aspergillaceae. Bases 1 to 819 code for a protein of 272 amino acids.
AUGGCUGAUCUACCAACGCUAGUCUUCGUACAUGGCUCUUGGCAUAGGCCUAAUUGCUAUGACAAAGUCACCCGACUCCUGCAAGAGCAGCAUGGGUUCAAAUGUGUCUCAAUGACCCUCCCCUCGACGGCCGGGAACCCGGCUGCGACCUACAAAGAUGAUCUCGAUGUUGUCCGCGAAGCUAUAUCCACCGAGACCACCCACGGGCGCAACGUGGUAGUUAUUGCACACUCCUAUGGAGGCAUGGUUGGCGGCAGCGCUAUCAAGGGGUUCGCGCAGCCACACGCACCCACUACACGGGAAACCCAGCCCCCGACAACGGGAUACGUCAUCGGCCUCAUCCUAAUCGCCUCCGGCUUUAGUCUAGCGGGCUUCUCUUUUAUGGACCCGUUCUUUGGCCAUCCGCCUCCUUCCUGGCGCGUCAAUAGCGAGACUGGCUUUGCCGAGCUUGUCACUCCUCCACGGGAGCUCUUUUAUCAUGACUUGCCAGCAGAAGAGGCGGAAUACUGGGUUUCUCAACUUACUACGCAGAGCCUCAAAGCAUUGUUCGAGGGCGGUGAACACUCAUAUACUGGUUGGAAAGAUGUUCCGGUCUUAUAUAUUGGCACCAUCGAGGAUCGGGGCUUGCCAGUGUUGGCGCAACGGUUAGGGGUGGGCAUGGCGCGAGAAAUGGGCGGCAGCGUGGAGCACAGGGAGCUGCGGACCAGCCAUUCUCCCUUUUUGAGCCAACCAGAGGCAACGGCGGGAAUCAUGCUAGAGGCUGUGAAGGCGUUUACGGACAAGUCCGAGGAAACCGAGUCCCCAAUGAGCUGCCGAUAG